This is a messenger RNA of Astrephomene gubernaculifera, 1388 nucleotides long. NCBI's taxonomy places the organism in Eukaryota, Viridiplantae, Chlorophyta, Chlorophyceae, Chlamydomonadales, Astrephomenaceae. The record is from the annotation of a GenBank genome assembly.
AGUCUAUCUAUGCCGAGCUGAAAGUGACCAGAAGGACGCUCAUUUAACCUAUUUGUCCAAUAUGAGCAGGCGGCUGUCAACCGUGGCGCCUGUCGUUUUGGGCGCGACUCCCUUUUGCGCGACGUGGCUAACACGCGCACUUGGUAUUUCAGCAUGUAGCGUUGAUGCGGCUGCUUUUGCGUUGCAUGACGUUCGGCGAGGGCUCGCAGCAGCACCCGGGGCUAGUGGGCCGACAGCAUCACCGAGCGCAGGGCAGCCACGGCCAUGGGAGCCACCUUCACAUAGCCCAAAGUCCCUAAACGCCAAACCACAACCUACAUUGCAGGAGCUUCUGUCGAGCAUACGGCAGGCCGCCACCCCUCUCGAGCUCCACAAUGUCUACCGCCGCACCCCCGCGCACCUGCCUCCCCACAUCGCCGCCGCCAAAUUCACACGCCUCGCGCAGCUCCUGCGCAACUCAGCUGCCUCCCAGUCCCAACCGCAGCAGCCCCAGCCCCAACCAUCCGGCGCAGAGUCCCAGCCUCAGCCCCAGUCCUCCCUCCCUCCGGGCGCUUAUCGGCUGCUCCGCGAGAUCCGAGUCAGCUGGGACGCGCUGCUGCACCUUUUCCCGGCCGAGCACCUGGCGGCCUGUGUGCGCGCCAGCUGUGAGAGCGGGCUGCUGCAGGGGCAGGGGCAGGGAGGACAGCCGGCUGCGGGUGGGGAGCGGGGGCUUGUGGAGCGGAGCCUGGAAGUGUUGUUGGACGCGGAGGGGCGGGAGCUGCAGCAGGCGGGACCCCAGGCUGUGUUGGACGUGUCGUACGGUCUGAUGCUGGCGGGCCAUACGCAGCCGGCCACUUGGCGCACCCUGGGGCAGCUGCUGCGGCAGGUGCAGGGGCAGCUGCCGGCGGAGGGGACGGAGGGGGGUGAGAAGGCGCCUCGGGAGCUGGCGGGGGAGGUGCUGAAGUGGGUGGGGCAGAAGGGGCUGAUGAAGUAGUGGAGAGCGGGAAGGAGAGGUGGAGGGCGAGCAGAGAGAUGGUGGGAGCAGGUGGGAGGGUAAAGUUGGAGGUAUAGGGGAGGCGGAAGGUGGUCAUGGGUGGUGGUGCCGAGGGAGGGGUAGGAAGUGAUUGGCGGAGUGGUUGAGGUGGUUGUGGCUGUCGGGAGGGGAUGCUAGACAUGGCUGUGUCGUCAACAGCUGUGUCGCGGGCAGAUGUCGUGCGCUGUUGACGGCACGCAUGGGGUCCGCUUGUUAGGUGAAAGCGCGGGGGGCCUGGGCGUUGUGUAGCAACCGUAGAUGGGCAGGUUUAUGGUUGCGCUCGCGGCACUGUUGCUAUGCCAAGGCGUAUAAGGCGUUCCUUCCUUACUCCGGACUCCUUUCCCUCGGAUUGGGCCAGCGGUGUUAUGGACGUGGG